This is a messenger RNA of Trypanosoma cruzi, 1593 nucleotides long. Its product is annotated as protein kinase, putative. Gene Ontology annotation, biological process: intracellular signal transduction; protein phosphorylation. Lineage: Eukaryota; Euglenozoa; Kinetoplastea; Trypanosomatida; Trypanosomatidae. Bases 1 to 1593 code for a protein of 530 amino acids. Gene Ontology annotation, molecular function: ATP binding; protein serine/threonine kinase activity. The record is from RefSeq and is a predicted model, not a curated record. Gene Ontology annotation, cellular component: nucleus; cytoplasm. The transcript has a single exon.
AUGUCAUUGAUAACCACCAUCUGUCGCCAUCCAUUGGCUUCCAAACGUUUUAUGAUUGUUUUCCGCAAUGAGGAGGGGGAGGAACUUCCGGAGAUUUUUGAGUUGCGGACACGGUACGAGGCGAUUGCUCCCAUUGCGAAGGGGGCGUACGGUUUUGUCUGUGCUGCAACGGACAAUGACCUGGUGGAAAACUUUCACAUGAGCCCUCCCGAGGAGUACAAUGACCCUUCCCUCUCCAAAGAGGAGCGUCUUGAUAUCUACGAGAGCCACACCACAGUAGCGGUGAAGAAGCUGCGGCAGUUGUUUGAGCAAAACAGACCACGCAUGUGGUUGUGUGCCACACGUGAGAUUCAACUCAUGAUGGCCUUUAAACAUGAGAAUGUCAUGUCCGCCUUGGACUUUUUUAUCCCACUGGGUGAUUGUGAAAGAAUGACGUACGAGUCCGUCGAGUAUCUUCGGCAUAACUUUGAUAGUGUCUAUAUUGUCAUGAAAAAAAUGGAAUACACACUACGGGAAGUGCUUGAGUCUAGUGUCUUUACCACAACGGAUACCCAGGACGAGUGUGGCAAACUGUCCAAUGGGAAAAUAACAAGUUCGGCAGGAACAGAGAAGCAUGAUGACGGUGCUCAUGACGAUAUAAAUAAAAGCACGGCGCGUAGAAAUGAGCGAAUUGCGCGUUGCCCUCAGACACAUCUCGUGCUGCACCCACUUGCUCGUGACUACCGCAUGUUUAUCCUCUACCAGUUACUACGCGGGGUAGGCUACAUGCAUUUGUGCCUUGUCAUUCACCGUGACAUUAAACCGGAGAAUAUUAUGCUUGAUCGCAACUACAACACGCGGGUGUGCGACUUUGGUCAGGGCCGUGACGCCGUUGCAACGGAAUUGGAUGGGGUUCUCCAAACGUUUUUAGACAACUGCACACAGUGGUACGCAGCGCCAGAGACGCUGACGCUGGCCAAUGUCUCCUCACCUUCCGGAUUUGUUGACCAAAAAACGUUGCAUGCCGCGGACGUGUGGUCCAUUGGUUGCAUCGCGGCGGAGAUGGUUAUAGGGCGGCCACUCUUCUACUGUCGGCAUAGCGGUGGUGUCGGCCAACUCAACGCCAUCAUGGGUGUCCUUGGCAAAAUCCCUGAGGAGGCAGCAGAACGUAUUCUGCAGCACCGCGAUGAGGACACACAAAAGUUGUUUGAAAGUGUAAUGCGGCGGGAAAUGCAGCAGCAUUUACACAAGCCUUCUACGUUGAGGAGACUGUUGCAGUCCCCAUACGGUGACGUGGAUGAGGAGGAAAUUAGGCUCAUUGAAAGACUUCUCUGCUACGACCCGAGCCAACGCAUAACUAUUCAGGAAGCGCUGCAAAGUAAUUACUUUAUAAAUGAAGGAUACGAACCGGUAAUUGACCCCGAUGACACGGCAACACACGUGCGAGCGGUGGAGGCGAAGGAGGUUGUGGAUGCCGUGAGGGGGCGCAGAUUUCUCUGGUCGCUCUUUUUGAAGCAUCACCCUGAAGUAGAAGAACUCAUGAGAGUGUUGGAGAUUCGGAGGAACUCCAGUUCCACGGAUUCCACAGAAGUUCCCCCGCCAGCAUGCGUUUAG